This is a messenger RNA of Pristis pectinata (smalltooth sawfish), 6634 nucleotides long. It is a transcript of the gene tspan12, whose product is annotated as tetraspanin 12. The record is from RefSeq and is a predicted model, not a curated record. The transcript is spliced from 8 exons. Gene Ontology annotation, cellular component: membrane. NCBI's taxonomy places the organism in Eukaryota, Metazoa, Chordata, Chondrichthyes, Rhinopristiformes, Pristidae. Bases 739 to 1563 code for a protein of 274 amino acids.
GUCCAUGGAGGGGAGGCUGGUUUCUGUGAUGUGAUGUGCUGAGCUGUGUCCGCAACUCUCUGCAGUCUAUGCCAAAUGCAUUCAUUGUUUCUUGACCAGCAUUUGAGGGGAUUUAAAAGGUUAUCGAGAAGGAACAUAGAGUAUAUUUGGCAAUUUUGAUAUAUCUUGGAGAGGUGGCAAAUCCAACAGGGAGGUUUUUGUUGGGAAAACAUACAGAACAUUGUUCCUCCUAAUGUGUCCAGUUUUCAUCAUAUAACAGAGGCAAUAGAUAUUCUGACUUUUUUAACCACUGUAGGGAAUUGCACUUAUUUAUGGUCUUUUCCUCAAACGGUCAAGAGGUUUGGUUGGAGUAGCUUGUGAAGCAGAAUCUCCCUAUUGGCGUCAGCGGCUGGAAAUCAUGGGACCUGAAGCUUGCGAGAGUUCUCGAGUGCUCGGAGGCAGAACGCAAGCGCACAGCGUGAGGUUGGUCCUGCUGUCAAAGUGCUCGGAAAUCAGAGGGGCUGUGUGCGAGGGUACUGUUCCUGCAGGAGUUUAUUCAGGAAGCAAAAAGAAAGUGCAAGAAUAGAAAAAGAGGGCAGCGUUGGAGCACCGCUGGAAUCUUCAGAAGUAAAUGACACGCCGCGUUGCAAUCUCGCUGCUUGUAUGGAGGGGAGGGCGUUUUACACCCAUUGCCCCACAACCAGAUAUGGUCUGGUUGUGAAAUACAAUGAUGGGGUCCACCCUUGAGGUUCAGUCAGAAUGGCUAGGGAAGAUUCCGUUAAAUGUCUACGCUGCUCGCUUUAUGCUUUGAAUUUCCUUUUCUGGCUGAUGUCACUCUGUGUUCUGGGUGUGUCUGCAUGGAUGAGAGAUUACUUGAAUAAUGUACUUGUAUUAACAACAGAAACCAGGCUGGAAGAAGCAUUCAUUCUGACAUAUUUUCCAGUGAUCCAUCCCUUAAUGAUUGCUGUGUGCUGUUUUUUAAUAAUAGUUGGAAUGUUAGGCUGCUGCGGGACAGUAAAGGGAAAUCCACUGCUCCUUGCUUGGUAUUUUGGUAUCCUGCUGAUAAUUUUCUGUGUGGAAUUAGCCUGUGGAGUAUGGAACUAUGAUCAGGACUAUUCGAUCUCCAUACAAAGGUCCGAUAUGCUUGGGUUGAAAUCAAGAAUGUCUCAUUUUGGUAUGGGUACGUACCAAUGGUUAACCCAUGCCUGGAAUUUCUUUCAGAGAGAGUUCAAGUGUUGCGGAGUGGUAUACUUUACAGAUUGGUUAGAAAUGGCAGAAAUGGAGUGGCCUCCAGACUCUUGCUGCAUCAGAGAAUUUCCGGGAUGCUCUAAACAAGCACAUUAUGAAAAUCAUAUUGACAUUUAUCAAGAGGGGUGUGGACAGAAAAUGUACAAUUUUUUGCGUGGCACAAAACAACUGCAAAUGUUAAGGUUUCUUGGGAUAUCCAUCGGAGUGACACAACUGCUGGCCAUGAUACUCACCAUUACAUUCCUGUGGACGUUGUAUUAUGACAAAAGGAGCCACAGACUGGUCAAAAGAAGGACUACUUCCCAGCACCUUGUCUGUCAUUCAGUAGAAUACUGAAAACACGUCCCCAGAAGCAGUGAACUGAAGCAGGCAGGUGCGGCAACAGUUUUUACACACAGUUUGAAAUUGAGGAAUUGUAGCUGGAAUUGGUCAAAUCAGUAGCAUGCUGGGUGUAUUGUGACAAUUGUACAUAAAUUCUGUAUUUACACCAUCAUUCUAAACAAAGGAAUAAGAAAGAGACUGAGAAAAUCAUCUUGAUGAAGUAAUUUGAAGAUAAUUUAUUUUGAUUUAAGGCAAUUUUAUGCUGCUGCUACAUAGGACCUGUACUCGAGUGCCAAUCUUUCUUGGUGUCAUUCCCGCAUUAGAGGUGUCUUAUCCUUGCCUCUGACCUUUUAUAGAGAUCUAAAACAAAGGUUGAUCUCUAGGUACUGAGCUUUGCCUGUUUUAUUAAACCCCUUACAGAUGUCAAGCAUACCGUGCUUCUGCUGUCAAAAGCAUUCUGACCAAUGUUGAAAAGCCUUAAUUAAGAUCUUGGGUCUUUUAAUGUCAUAGAAUACUGGAGCUACUGUACAUUAUCAAAUGUACAUUGCCAAAAUUGACUGACUACUGUACUUGGGGGGGGGGGGUGGAGGGGAAGAGUGCAGAUUAAAUCAAAGCUGAUUAGUUCUUUUGUGUUUACAUUCUGCAUUAACAGAUGCUGAUGUGAAUGAUUUGAUAGAUAUACUCCUUUGUUUAUGUACUGUCUUUGCAUAUAAUUGCAGUUCUAAUUCUCAAUCUUUAGAAUUAAUUCCUUUCUAAUUCCAUGUUGGAAAUCUUCAUCUUUCUCAUUAAACAUUAGAUGUAUAAGGAGCCUGAUAAGAUUUCUUUUACUUGGAAAGUAAAUGCAAAUUACUUUGUAUGUAAUUAGUAUUUAAUUGUAUUUAAAUAUUGCAGACCGCAUGUAUCAAUGUUGUCCUAAUUGCAGGCUGUGUUUUAAUAAUAUAUAGACGAGUAUUGAAAAGUCUGAGGAGUUAGCAUGCAGGGUAUAAUAAGAACACUACAAUUCACUUACUGUUUAAUUUUGCAAGUUAAUGUAAAUACCUGUUAAUAUUUUUUGACCAUGAGGUUCAGAAUAGUUUGAUAAUUGCAAGAAAAUUGUAAUCUAAGCUGUUAAUUUUCUUUUGUUUCAUUUUAUUUCUUGAUGUGUGCUUCCUGAAUGCUAAAAAAGAAAAUGUGAUGCAGCAGGGCGGGAGAGUUACUGGCCAGGAUUUUCCUGAGUCUGACUUGCCUCCUCCACUUGCAGCCCACUGUCCUCAUUCCCUCAACUUCACUGCAUUUGGAAGAUCAAUCUUGCUGACUGAGACCACCCAGGAGCUGAGUGAAGCCCUGCCUGCACUUGGGGCUGAACUAUGUAACCAGGUGAAGUGGGUGGGGCGGAACAAGAUCCACCCAUAAAAUGAGUGGCACUGUGGGUGGUUAACGUUGCAACCCCACAGGUCCAGUGACCCAGGUUUGAUCCUAAUCUUAAAUGCUGUCUGUUUGGAGUUUGCACGAUUUCCCUGGAUGUGCAGUUUGCUCCCAUGUGUCAAAACACUGGUUGGUAUGUUACUUGGCUACUUUAAAUUACUGCUAGUGUAGUUGGGUGGUAGGAAAAUUAGGGAAGGGGGAUUGUUGAUGUGUAUGCAAGUGGGGGGGGAAUAAUUGGGAUGGGAGUAGUUGGGUGUUUGGUGAUCAGCAUGAAAAUGGAGGGCCAAAGGGCACGUUUCCAUGCUGUCUGACUAUGAACACCCCUCAUCCCUUGCAAACUUCUAAUGUUGUCAUCUGUACUUGUUUCAGUUUCUGAAUGUCUAUGAUAUUUCAAAGAACUAUUUAUAUAAAAAAAUUAAAGUAAGUUUACAAAAACUAGAAAUUGUUUUAAGAAAUAAAAAAAAUUAAAACACUUAAACACUUGAUCAAUUAAAAUGUAGCACUUGUUUGUUUCACCCAAUUUGCCUCAUUGCAGAGGUGUGGGUGUAACGAGGACACCAAUGAUAGGAGAAAGAAGCAAAGUUGUGCAGGUGUAAAACCUGAAGGAAGUGGGCACAGAGCCAAAAGUGAACUCAGAAGAGGCCAGCAUUGUGCUUGGUUUGAAAUGUAUUGAGGUGGGUGUAAUGAGAUAAAGCUGAAACCUUUGUGCACUGAUCAUUCAAGAUCAGAGGACAUUGAUUUUAUCCCUCCUUCCAAUUUCACUAUUUGCCCUAUUUUAACAAAGGAAAGUUGAGGGGUAGAAAGAUUUGGGACACUGAUAGUCAAGAAAUGUCAAAGCUUGCACUUUAAAGGAACUUUUUCAUUAAACUGUCAAACAAAGUGAAAAAUGAAAUGGACUUCUUGGCAGGAACAACUCUGACAUGAAAUGAAAUAUUGGUGCUGAAGAGAGAAAAGUAUGUGUGGCAGUACAGGGCAAAAUGAUGAUCUUGGGGAAUAGGGAGAGGAGUGGCUGAGAAAAUAGGCUGAGAGAUCUGUCUGCCAGCAGUGUCACGGAUAUCAAUGGGGAGAAACAACCACUGGCAGAAUGGUGAAUGCAAGUUAAUAUUUUGUUUCUCAAAAACCAAAAAACUGCAGAUUCUGAAAAUCUGUAGAGAGAGGAAGAACAGCGAACAUUUUGGGACAAAGAUCAUUAUGCCCUUCAUUAAACCCUCAUGCCUGACCUGCUGAGUGUUUUGACCAUUUUUCUGUUUUUAUUUUAAUUUUUCUUUCAAUUUGAUUUUCUAUGUGCUCCAGGGCAGAUGGGCUUUGGCUAGCAGAUGAUUGGAGACAAUCACAAGUGUAGGGUCUCAUUUAUUUAAGUUUUAUUUGCUAGACAUUUACUCAAUCCUUUUCCAUUUCUGUUUCUGAACCUUGGUACAUUGAGUAAUUAUUUAAUCACCUUGGUAGUCAUUGUGCUCUAAUUUCAUACUUCAGUUUGGUUGAGGUGAUAUACAGUUGUUUGCUCUGUCCAUCUCACAUUUUCAGCCACUUUAAGCUCAAAAUAUUGCUUGCAUUUGAAUGAGUUAAGGAUUAAAAUUGACAAUCAGUGGGAUCUGGUCAAGGCCCUAGACGCCUUCUGGGUUAUUUGCUUAAAAAUUGGGUUUUGCCUAUUUUUGAUGAGCUCAGCCAUUUUGUGCUUAGCUCCAAUUCCUGUUUGUGACUGCAAAAGAAAAUUGUGUUCCUGACUUUGGGGGUUGGGGUGCGGAGGAACAAAAUUGAAACUGCUCUUGGGUGGUUUACAAGCACAUAGUUCAUGUAUUGUUUGGGAUAGGACCACACUGAGUUGAAUGCAGCUUCUGCCAAUUUACUGCGCAGCUCUUAAAGGCACCCCCCCCCCCCCCCCCCCCAUGGCUGCCUGCAGCAAUGCACACUAUGGCUGGCAUGGAGGAGGCAGCUGCCACAUUUAUCAAGGAGACAUUAAGACCUGGUCAAUGUGAUAUAUGCCAGGAGAGAAUCCCUGAGGGUUAAGGGCACAGGAGACCUACUAAGGCCACCAUGGGUAGAGGCUGGAAGGCAAUGACUCCUGUUGUCCCCAUCUGUUCGAAUUGCUGCUGAAUGGAACAAUGCCCAGAUAAGUUUCACACCCUCGCAAUAUGUAUCAGAGUGACCUGCAAACUACUGAAAACAGGUGUAUUGGGCCAUUGCAGUAAUUAGCUCUGGAGUCCAUUCUUUGAAAAUCCCUUGCAUUGCUAUGCAAUGAUUGAGCCUCUGCAGCCGUCCGGAGUAGAGAAUACUAUAGACUCGCCAUCUGCUGAGAGAAGAAAGUUCUCCUCAGCUCGGCCUCAAAUGACCAACAGUGCACCUUAUUACUACACACUGUGACUUAAUAUUCACUGAUGAUAUAUCUAUAAAUAACAUCUCAAUAUUGAAAUUCUGGAUGGAUAACAAAAAAGCACAUAUGUGUGUGGCUAGAUUAUUGUACCAAACAUUUCAUUGUAGUGUUGUAAAUAAAACACUGGAACUUGAGGGUUUUGCAAAUUAAAAAGGGUACAAAAAUACUGUAAUUUAGUUAAACUUACACUUGUCAAAUCAGUUAAUAUGAUGCUAAGUAAACAAACACUUCUGCCCUUCUAAUGAUGAAAAUUAAUUCUGCAUGUUAUAUGUGAUUUACUUCUUUACCAUUUUGGGCUUUCAUUUUGUUUAACUGUUGGGAAGCCAAUCAACAGUCACUUGCGCAAUUGAUUUUAGUUUUGUUUCAGCGACCUGAAUUACUGAUGCAUCAAAUCUUUUCAAAACUCGUGUAUGCUGCCUGAGGUGUGAAUUAAUCAUUGCUGAUUAUUAUUUAAUUAUCUCAAGUAAGUCAUGGUUGAAUUCUUUUCAAAGCAGAACAGCUGCAUUAAUAAUUGUUUAAUGGAAGUACAUUUUGAGUCUAACUCCGCUGAAGUCUCUUAUGUGUAAUUAACUGAGAUAUUUUAUAGGUACAACAAAUCUAACCUCUGAAAUUUCACAAAAAAUGGCAGACUUUCCAAUUGUGCCCUUGAUGUGCACUGUGAAAUAGUAAAAUACAAGCAGCUUAACAUUUAGAUGAUCUGUCACCUUUAUUAAACAUUUGGCGGCUUCUUUGAGUGAUACAGCUGGCCCCAAGGAUGAUUGCAUUGUCACCAAGUAUGGGAUGUGGCUCACCCUGAUAUACCUUUUGAGAUGUCUAUAGCUUACUAAAAAUAAAGCGGUGUCUGAAAAAUAAAUGAACAGUUGCUUUGGUCUUUAAAGUUAUCGAGAGAUUAGAUAACUUUUUUCCAAACUGUGAGAUUGUUAUAGUGAAAGGAAAUAAAAAUACCAGCAAAAGAAAGCUCCUCCUCUGCUCAUGGACUUAAGAAGAAUCAUUUUUGGGAGCAAGUUAUUGUGGAAAAGAGCCGAAGAAAUUUCUGAUCAAUAUAUUUAUAUCGUAUAUAUAAAUUUAUUGUAUAAAUCUCCUCCUGUUUCGGAAACUUCAAAAAUAAAUCUCCUCCUGUUUCGGAAACUUCAAAAAUAAAUCUCCUAUUGAAACCAGUGUACCUGAUGUCAGUAUGAAAUUGAAACAGCUAAUUCCCAUCUUGGAUUACUCUAAAACUCCUGCAUUGAUUUGUACUUGGACUUUUUUUAAAUGCAGUGCUUGUCCCUCUAAGUGAGAAUUGAGAACUGAGGAUGCCUAAACACACCUGCA